ACGUGAUCGCGGGACCGCAGGGGAAAUUGGUCCGCUCAGAGUAAGCGAAACCUUCAGCAACAGUAGAGUAACUGUAAUGGGGAAUUCCCAUUCAGUAGAAUUUCAAUACGUUAAACUCCUGAAACAGUUAUUACAGAGUUCAGGAGUGAAAGUGAAACAAGAAUCUUUUGAUGAAUUGUUUGCGCUGGUUCGUAAACAUUGUUACUGGUUUCGACCUACUCGUCAUAACCAGUUGAAUUUAAAAGUUUGGAAACAGGUUAUGCGAGCCUUAAGAAGAGCUCAUCAGCAUGGAGACCCUAUAUCUGUCCGUGUUUGGUCUCUUUGUAAAUUAAUUUCCCUUUCCCUGGAACCAUUACAAUCUGAAACUGAAAGUGACUAUGGGGCGCGUUCUCAGCGUCCGAAUUCUGCUCCCGAUCCUUCUGCUGCUUUUCGUACUCUGUUUCGUGAGUCUCCUAUAGAGGACUUUCCUCCGCCUCCUCCUCCCCUUGUGUCUGAGACAGGAGAGGAUUUUUCGGAUUCCAGUGAUGAAGGGGCUUUUUCUGAUGGUAAUAAAGAUCGGGAGCAGGCUAGCAAACAAAAUGAAAUGCCACUUUCUCAACAGAAUGAGAUUUCUGAUAUACUUUCAAAGUUAAAAAAUUUGAUGACUAAACUGGAAGAAAAUAAAAGCAAUACUACUACUCCUUCAUAUCAGGAGCCAUGUCCUACUAUUCCUUCGGCUCCUCCUUUAGAAUUAGCUUAUCCUGUUGGAGCCUCUCGUCAGUUUCGCUUUCCUCUAAAACCUGAAUCUAAUAGACUGUUGUUGAAAGAAGAGAUGAAUAAACAAGAAAAGCAAUAUUCUAAAUCAUUUUUUGCUUUCCCUACUGUUAGACAAGCUAUGCCUGCUAAUGAUCAAUUUCCAAAUGGAUAUGUAAAUGUUGAGUAUAACCAUCAUGAUAUAAAAAUUUUAAAAAUGCUAAAAGAAGCCAUUAAUGCGUAUGGGAUGCAUUCUAAUUAUGUUCGGGGACUCUUGUCUGGUUAUGCUACUGAAAACAUGUUAAAAAAUUGAUAUGUUUUCAGAAGCAUACCUAGAUAGAAGACCUUGAAAUAGUCACCAUGAACUUUCUCCCCAGGCUGAACAAGAACUUAAAUGGAUAGAAAAACAUAUACAUGAUGCACAAUUGGAUCGGAUUGAAUCUCUCGAUCAUUUAUGACUUAUUGUAUUUCAUACUCCUCACUCUCCUACUGGUUUACUACAACAACAAGAUAAUCUCAUAGAAUGGAUAUUUUUAGCUCAAAAAGCUCAAAAGAAAUUACAAUCUUAUAUACAAAAAAUAGCUGAUAUUAUUAUUAAAGGUAGGUAACGAUUAAGGCAACUAUGUGGUCAGGACCCACAUGAACUUAUAGUCCCUUUUUCAAACAAAGAAAUACAAACUCUUUUUCAACUAGAGGAUAACUGGCAAAUUGCCUGUGCUCAUUAUAUAGGUAAAAUACAUAAUCAUCAUCCUUCUGAAAAACGUUUACAAUUUUUGAAAAAGACUAAUUGGAUUUCGACAAAAAUAGUUCAUUUAGAUCCUGUUAUAGGACCAACUUUUUUUACUGAUGCCAAUAAAACGGGAAGAGCAGGAUAUGCUAACAGUCAUGAUCAAAAGGUGUUACAAUCUCCAUAUGUUUCAGUUCAAAAAGCAGAACUAUUUGCUGUAAUACUAUUGUUACAAGAUUAUCCAAUUGCUCUUAAUAUAAUUACAGACUCUCAGUAUGUGGAAUUUACAGUUAAAAAUAUUGAGACCGCUUUUAUCCCAAAUAAUGGAUCAGAACUGCAUUCUUUAUUUUUGCAAAUACAACAUAUAAUUAGACUACGUACUGCACCACUUUAUAUUACUCAUAUUCGUGCUCAUAUUCAUUUACCCGGUCCAUUGGUAGAUGGAAAUGAUUUUAUUGAUACUUUAGUGGGUACCGUACAAUUAGCUACAGCAGAACAUCACAGAUAUCAUACUAAUGCCAGAAGAUUGAAAAAAUAAAUUUAAUCUUACAUGGAAACAAGCAAAAACUAUUCUCCGUACAUGCCCGCAAUGUGCUGCUAUUAAUCAACCUUGUUUGAAUAUUGGAGUUAACCCUAAAGGCUUAUCUGCUAAUGCUAUCUGGCAAAUGGAUGUAACUCAAUAUCCUGGUUUUGGAAAGUUAAAAUAUAUUCAUCAUUCUGUAGAUACCUACUCUCAUUUCUCAUGGGCAACUCCAUUAUCUUCUGAAAAAGCUGAUGCUGUAAUAACUCAUUUAUUAGAAGCUUUUGCUGUACGAAAAUUCCCAACAGCAUAAAAACUGAUAAUGCUUCUGCAUAUCACUCUCAAAAAUGUCAGACUUUUUUUGCCACACAUAAUAUACGGCAUGUUACAGGUAUCCCAGGAAACAGUACGGGACAAGCGGUUAUUGAACGACAAAACCGCACUUUGAAAGAAAUGCUUAUAAAACAAAAAGGGGGAGAUGAGGUACAAAGUCCUAGGAAAAGAAUACAUAUCGCUUUAUUUACUCUUAAUUUUUUGAAUCAUGGAGAAGAUGAUCUUAGUGCAGCUGACAGACAUUGGACAAAAAUAAGUACACAAGAACUUAGACAAUCUGUUUUUAUAUUAAAUGAAAAUACUAACACUUGGGAACCUGGCGAGGUUCUUCGUUGGGGUCGAGGAUAUGCUUUUGUUUCUGCAGGAGCUGAAUCCUAUUGGGUGCCGGCUAAGAAGAUAAAGCUUCGGGAUGGCAACUAAGCGUAGCCUUGAUGUGACGGGAAUGACGAAGGGAUUUGCGGAGAUGGAUUUGAGCAAGAGAGCAUUCCGUGUGCCAUGGGAUCAAACAAAGAGGGAGUCUCCAUUGACUUGGGGGCAAGUGAAAAAGUUUGCAGGCACUGCUGAAAAUCUUGUCAUUUAAACCCCUCACUAGCACCAAUCUUUUUGUAGCUAUGUUGGCAAUGUUGUCUGCACAGGUAAUAAGCAUAUCAGCCAAUGAGAUAAAUUGUACUAACCAUACUUAUUGGACUUAUAUUCCUAACCCUCCUCUUAAUAUGGGGGUUACCUGGUGGGAUGCCCCAAUUCUCAUAUAUGUAAAUGAGUCUGGAUGGUUGCCUGGUCCUUUUGAUGACAGAGGCCCUUUGAAGCCGGAAGAAGAAGGAAGGAUAAUAGAGAAUUACACGUCCGACGACGAGUGAAAGCUACCCGCCAUGCAACAUCGCAACAAGCUGCUGUGUUUUCCUUGAUGCUGCACAAGCUGCAAAAUAAUUCCAUGUAGUUUAGUACCGAGAGUAAUGCUGCCGUGUUCUCCUUGAUGCUGCAAAAAUUGUAAAAAAAAAAAAGGGGGAAAUGUAGUGGAAUAACUGAGGACAUGGAAAGGAGACGUGACCCAUGAGCCCUCCCCCCCAGCACACUGGGGGCUGACGAAUAAGCCAGAACUGCAAACAGUCCUGAUUGCUUUGAGCCCCCCCGGCAAACCGGGGGCAUGCGAAUAAGCCAGAGUUGUGAACAGUCCUGAAUGCUUUGAGCGCCCCCCCGCAAACCCGGGGCCUGCAAAGAAGCAUUGAGUGCUUUGGGCACUGAUCCAUGAGAUGUCCUCAGUAUAAUCAGAGUGGUGGGAACGCAAGGAAAUGUCCUUGUGCUACUUCAGUAUAAUCAAAAUAAUGGUGGGAACUUUGUGCUGCUUUCGCGCUCAAGGACGAAGCACGGCAGGUGCUCACGAAAGCCAAUUAUUGCUUGUAUAAUUAAUAAAAACACAGGUUGCUGCUUUGGCACUUCUGAAAUGUUAAGAAAACAAGUCUUAAAGUGUAAACCUAGAUAAUGCUUUAAUAAAAGUUACCACAGCAAGACAGGCGGCGCUGUUUUGCCUGAGCGAGCGGCAGCCCUCUACUGCUGUGCUUUGGCACAAUUCAUCUCGUGUGAUGAGCUUACU
This is a messenger RNA of Orcinus orca (killer whale), 3903 nucleotides long. Its product is annotated as endogenous retrovirus group K member 21 Gag polyprotein-like. Bases 77 to 1045 code for a protein of 322 amino acids. The record is from RefSeq and is a predicted model, not a curated record. Gene Ontology annotation, biological process: viral process. Lineage: Eukaryota; Metazoa; Chordata; Mammalia; Artiodactyla; Delphinidae. Gene Ontology annotation, molecular function: structural molecule activity. The transcript has 2 exons.